Molecule: messenger RNA, 3736 nt
Organism: Propithecus coquereli (Coquerel's sifaka)
Lineage: Eukaryota; Metazoa; Chordata; Mammalia; Primates; Indriidae
Product: protein transport protein Sec16A-like
Exons: 10
Coding region: 98-3736 (1212 amino acids)
Biological process (GO): Golgi organization; COPII vesicle coat assembly; autophagy
Cellular component (GO): ER to Golgi transport vesicle membrane; endoplasmic reticulum exit site
Source: RefSeq, a predicted model, not a curated record
GGUGCCUGGCCUGGGUGGCACCGGGGACCAGCUCAAAUUAAGGAAAAGUUAUAUCCUUCCUUGUGUAAGCAACAUCUACUUGUGCAAGAGAUCAGUCAUGCAGCCGCCGCCCCAGGCAGUCCCAUCUGGUGUGGCUGGACCACCUCCGGCCGGGAAUCCUCAGAGCAUGUUCUGGGCUAACAGCCCUUACAGAAGACGGACCAAUAAUAACGUACCAGUGGCUCCGAUAACUUGCCCCUUGCAGCCAGUAACGGAUCCGUUUGCUUUUAGUAGGCAGGCCCUCCAAAAUACACCGCUGGGCAGUUUGUCCAAAAGCAGCCCACCCAUCUUGCAAAGCUCAGCACCACCAGGGUUUCCUCAGUGCCCUGGUUUGCCUGUGCCUCACACAGAUGCCAGGGAUAGCUCCCAAGGACCCUGUGAGCCUCUGCCGAGACCUCUGUCACAGCCCAGAGCAGAUGCCAGUUCAUUUUCUGGUGCAUUGACACCUUCAGCGCUGCCCAGGGCUGAGACGAUCAGGAGUGCAGAGGUCCGUCCCGGCUCAGAGCCUGGAGUUCAGGCUCCACCGUAUCUGCCCCACUACAUUCCAGGAGUGGGUCCUGACACAUCUCAGGGGACCCAUCUGCAUGGGAACCUGCCUGGGCCCGACCAACCCCUGAGUAGGCAAAACCCGCCUGAUGGUGUGGUAGCCCCAGCAGCAUCCCCCUUCUCCCCGCAGCCUUGUCAACAGAUGCUGGGUCAGUGGGGCCCAGUGCAGGCAAGCCCACAGCCCUCAGGUCAGCAUUACUCGCCCUGCCCGGAAGGACCUGUUCAGAGCGCAGCGCCCCAUGCCACCAGCGUUCCCCAUCUCCCCCCUUCAUCCAGCCCACAUCAGGGUGUUGGCCAUGAGCAACAGAACCAACUGGUGUCUCUUUCAGCACCCUUGGCCAGUGACAGAAGAAGCGAGGUGGCCCAUCCGCAAAGUGGAAGCUACUCAGCAAAUAACUUUGAUCCUGAAAAUACGUUCAGGCAAAACCCCAGAGUUGGGAAUACCUGGGCAAGCCAGGAGUUCAGGCAGAAUCCAGGAGUGACUAAAGAGCACUGGCCAGCUCCCACUCUUGUGAGCCCCGUCACUCAGGGAGGUCACCCAGAAAACCACGUGCACUACGCCCCAAGGACUGGGGCCAGCCUCUCCCUUCCAGAUACAGACUCAGGAGCUCUCUCAAUGUUUUUCCAAGGGGGAGAGACAGAAAAUGAGGAGAAUCUCUCAUCUGAAAAAGCAGGCUCUGCUGGUAAAUCAGACUUUGAUGGUUUCUCCUCCAGCCCUGGACUGGGCCAUCCACCCCCACUUGUGCACAUGGCAGCAGGUGGCAUCUGCCAGGGCUUUCUCAAAGGCUCCAACAUUGAGACGACACAGCAGGGUGGGGAUGCACACCUUUAUUUUUCUCAGUCUGUAGGCAUUCAACACGAUCAGCAAACUACCAGAAACGCUGCUAGUGACAUGUGGGGUGACACAGCGAGUGCAGGGACUCAAGGUGCCAGCAGUUCACAGUGUGAGAAUAUUGAGAACUUAGAAUUCGUUCAGAAUCAAGAAGUUCUGCCAAGCGAGUCCCUAAAUUUGGAUCCUUCGUCUCCAGGUGAUCAGUUCAGAUACGGGGUCCUUCCUGGGCCAGCUGUCCCCAGGCACAAUGUUGUGGGCCACACCGGAGCCCCUGAAGCAGCGAUGCAUCCUGCGAGGUCUGAUAGUGUGUCAUCCAGCUACAGCAGCAAAAGCCACAGGAAUCUUUCGAGUUCAACCAGGCCCCAGGAACUAGUUGGCACAUUUAUUCAGCAAGAAGUUGGAAAACCUGAAGAUGAAGUUUCAGGUAGUUUUUUUAAGCAAAUCGAUUCCUCUCCCGUAGGAGGUGAAACAGAUGAGAGCACCGUGAGCCAGAACUACCAUAGCAGCGUGUCCCAGCCCUCAACUCCAAGCCCCCCAAAACCUACAGGAAUAUUUCAGACAAGUGCAAAUAGUUCUUUUGAACCAGUAAAAUCUCACUUAGUCGGGGUAAAACCAGUUGAGGUAGACCGUGCCAAUGUGGUGGGUGAAGUGAGGGGGACCCGUGCCCGCCAGAAGAAGCGCAGACCACCUGACGCUUCCCCUGGCAACCUGGAGCAGCCGCCAGACAACAUGGAGACGUUCUUUGCACCCCAGGUCUGUCCUCUGCCUGUAAACACCACUGCAGAAGCUGGGCAUGUGCUUCCGCACAGUGGGGCGCCACCCUUGGAUACUGUGUAUCCGACACCGGACAGGAAGCCCUCAGGCAGGGCUCAGGGGAUGGUGAAGUGUGAGAGCCCAGCGACAACUCUGUGGGCACAAAAUGAGCUGCCGGAUUUUGGAGGCAACGUCCUUCUAGCCCCAGCGGCUCCUGCGCUUCAGGUACCAGCAAAACCUCAGCCGUCUGCAGUGGUUCAGCCUCCAGAAGAGGUGGUGUCUGGGCAGCAGUCACAGAAGCCAAGCUCUGCCUCCCCUCUGCAGAACCGAGAUGGGAUUGGUGCUUCCGAGAACCUUGAGAAUCCUCCCAACGUGGGUGAAGAGGAGGCCCUUCAGCCACAGGUAAUGAAAGAUGCACAGGACCAGCCUGGCCUGGGAGGAGCGCUGCAAGAGUUAGUGCCUCCUCAGCAGCAGAAUUCUCCUCCACAAGUGCCCAAAGCAACGUCUGCGGAAUCUUCAAAUGCAGAAAGUCUGCCAGCACAAGGACAGUCCCAAAACUCAGCCCAGGCACCAGCAAGCCUGGCUCCAGUUGACACAGGUCAGCAGCUGCUGCCUCAGGCCUCCAGCGUGUCGUUGGUGUCCAUUGGCUCGAGCCAGGCAGCCACGCAGUCAGAGCAGCAGUGGCCACAGCCAACACCUCCACACACCUUGGGCCCACCGCCUCAGGACUUAGCAUCCUACUACUACUAUAGACCUCUGUAUGAUGGCUACCAGUCUCAGUACCCCUCCCUGUACCCACCAGAUCCUGGGGCAGCCUCCCUCUAUUACCCGGACGUCUACGGCCUCUAUGAGCCUCGAUACAGGCCCUACGACAGCACAGCAUCUGCGUACGCUGAGAACUACCGCUACCCUGAGCCCGAGCGGCCCAGUUCCCGAGCAAGUCACUGCUCCGACCGGCCACCUCCCAGGCAAGGGUAUCCUGACGGAUACUAUAAUUCCAAAAGUGGAUGGAGCAGUCAGAGCGAUUACUAUGCAAAUUAUUACUCCAGCCAGUACGAUUAUGGAGCCCCUCUGGGGUCCCACUGUGCUAGAUUCAAGGACCCCCGCACCUGUGACCGGAGGUACUGGUGUGAUGUGGAGUACGACCCGUAUAGGAAAGAGCCCUAUGCCUAUGGCGACAGGCCCGAGAAAUGUGACGACUCCUGGAGGUAUGACCCUCGUUUCACCGGGAGUUUUGACGACAACCCAGAGCCCCAUAGAGACCCUUAUGGGGAAGAGGUGGACAGGCGCAGCGUCCACAGUGAGCACUCGGCGCGGAGCCUGCGUAGCGCGCACAGCCUGCCGAGCCGUCGCAGCAGCCUCAGCUCCCACUCGCACCAGAGUCAGAUUUACAGAAGUCACAAUGUAACUGCCGGUUCCUAUGAGGCCCCACUUCCUCCAGGCUCCUUUCGUGGCGAUUAUGCCUACGGCACGUACGGCAGCAACUUCCACGGUGCCCAGGGCUUCCCAGAGUAUGGCUACGCUGCAGACAGUGGCUGGUCCACUGUGGAACAAGGGUGGUUCUGA